AUGGUGCAGCAAAUCAAAAGCAAAAAGGCCUUUGAGCAAGCUUUGGGUGGUCCAGGAGAUAAACUGGUAGUAGCUGAUUUCUCAGCCGUGAGAUAUGGGCCUUGCAAAAUAAUCAAGCUUUUCUUUCAUUCCGUCUCUGAAAAAUAUUCCAACACGUUGUUCCUUGAGGUAGAUGCGGAUGACUGUCAGGAAGUCACUGCAGACUGUGAAGGCAAGUGCAUACCAACUUUCCAGUUUUUUAAAAAGUGUCAAAAGGUGAGUUAG
Cavia porcellus (domestic guinea pig) is the source of this 264-nucleotide messenger RNA. RefSeq names its product thioredoxin-like. Gene Ontology annotation, molecular function: protein-disulfide reductase activity. NCBI's taxonomy places the organism in Eukaryota, Metazoa, Chordata, Mammalia, Rodentia, Caviidae. The transcript has a single exon. The record is from RefSeq and is a predicted model, not a curated record. Gene Ontology annotation, cellular component: cytosol. Bases 1 to 264 code for a protein of 87 amino acids.